AUAGCAAAUGGUUACUAUAUGGAGCUGCCAUCCAAAAUCAAGAGUAGCAGCCUUUACGUGUUCUAAGAGAUGGGAUCUCUUUUCAUUUUCUUCAUCUUCUCACUUGUUCUGUUUGCGAGCGGUCUCCAUGUUCAUGCCAGACCAAACCCGCAGUCACUGCCCAUGGCUAAGAGCAACGCCGCCAAUUGUCACACACCGACGAAAGUCAUAGCUGAUGAUUCUGCAAUGAGGAGGCCUUUUGUGAGAGAUUUUGAGUCAAUACCCAAGGCAUCGAUUUAUGAUGACAAUGCAAAAUUAACAAAAGAAAGAUCUUUUGCAGAGGGGAAGUCUUUUGUAAAAGAUUUUGAACCAAUACCCAACUUAUCGGUGUAUGGUGAUAAUGCUAAACUAAUGGCACAUAAAUCUCCCACAUCAGAAGGGCAUUUUGUGAGAGAUUUUGAGUCAAUACCCAACGCAUCGAUGGACGGCAACGACGCUAAACUAAAGGCACAUAAAUCUCCCACAUCAGAAGGGCAUUUUGUGAGAGAUUUUGAGCCAAUACCUAAUCUAUCGGUGUAUGACGACGACGCUAAACUAGCAGCACAUAAAUCUCCCACACUGGAAAAGUCUUUUGUGAGAGAUUUUGAACCAAUACCCAACCUAUCGGUGUACGACGACGACGAUAAACUAACGGUACAGAAAUCUCCCACAUCAAGAAAGCCAUUUGUGAGAGAUUUUGAUCCAAUACCCAACGCAUCAGUGUACGACGACGACGCUAAACUAAAGACACAUAAAUCUCCCACAUCGGAAGUGCCUUUUGUGAGAGAUUUUGAGCCAAUACCUAACCUAUCGGUGUACGAUGAUGACGCUAAACUAGCAGCACAUAAAUCUCCCAUACUGAAAAAGCCUUUUGUGAGAGAUUUUGAGCCAAUACCCAACCUAUCGGUGUACGACGACAACGGUAAACUAACGGCACAUAAAUCUCCCACAUCAAGAAAGUCAUUUGUGAGAGAUUUUGAGCCAAUACCCAAUGCAUCGAGCACGCCAGUCUAAAGAAGAAAACAAUUAUUGGAUAUUUUCAAGCAUAGCCGUCGAGCAAUGCUCUUUAGAUGGACUAUCAUCGAAUGUAAGUUGAUGUUAAGGGUCUGUGUUAUUGUGCUAUAAGUCUACUAUGAUGGUUUGUGUUAUUGUGCUAUAAGUCCUGUAUGAUUGUGGAUUGAAUUAUCCUUGUUGCUAGAAGUAAGUUUUUGUGAUGUUUAUUGAAUAAAAAUCAUGUUUAAUUUA
Molecule: messenger RNA, 1263 nt
Organism: Diospyros lotus (date-plum)
Lineage: Eukaryota; Viridiplantae; Streptophyta; Magnoliopsida; Ericales; Ebenaceae
Exons: 2
Coding region: 70-1032 (320 amino acids)
Source: RefSeq, a predicted model, not a curated record